AGUCUUCUAACUUUCUUUCUACCACAGUCGCAGCCUAUAGCGUUUUAAACGCGAUAAUAUCUCCAACGUAAAGCGUUAAAACUGCGAGUGUAACUGUGAAAAAUCCCCCGUUACUCUGCGUUGCCUUGUUGCGUUUAGUUUACUUACCUUCUGACGGAGUCAAAGAUGCAGCCGCAGAGGCUGAAGAAGGCGAUAACUGAUAACCCCAAGAAGCUUGGGAAUUUGAUUGACCUCGUGAACCUUCCAUCUCCUCUACGUGACUUCCUUGGUCAAUCUCAGAUUUCUCGUCUGGGUUGUUUCAUGCGUGUAUGGUCUUAUAUCAAGACCAACAAUCUUCAGGAUCCAAAGAACAAGAAUGUGGUGAACUGUGAUGGAAAGCUGAAGAGCAUUUUGCUUGGGAAGCAGCGAGUGGAGCUAGUUGAUCUUCCUUCUCUUAUCAAGUUACAUUUCACCAAGACACCACCAAAGUCGAAUUAGAGCUGAAGAGCAAUAAUGUGAUCUUGCUUGGUAGUCGUUUGUUUGUUUUCAUCUCUGUUAUAAUGUGGUGAUCUCAGAGUUUCUGUUUCUCUGGAUCGAAUUUCGUUUCUGUAUUCUUUUGUAAACGGUUUCAAAAUAUCGAUCUUAACUACUUACACAAACAUAUAUUGAUAAAAGAAAAUGGUUCUUUUACAACAUUCUGGAAGCAUGGUUAUAAUUAGACCAAGCAACCUGACUGACUGAUCAUUGGUACAACAAGCUACAAAAUUGUGAGAACGCAGAAAAAAAAGUUAGUAGAAGAAAGAAUGUUUGAUGUAAAGCAAUUAGUUUGUGGUAUGACUUGAUAUGUUGAGU
Raphanus sativus (radish) is the source of this 831-nucleotide messenger RNA. RefSeq names its product upstream activation factor subunit UAF30. Lineage: Eukaryota; Viridiplantae; Streptophyta; Magnoliopsida; Brassicales; Brassicaceae. Gene Ontology annotation, cellular component: nucleus. The coding region runs from base 166 to 477 and encodes 103 amino acids. The record is from RefSeq and is a predicted model, not a curated record. The transcript has 3 exons.